CCCACCACCAGUUAGUGCCACAGUCUACCCCCGGACAAAAAAGGACUCGCGAGUUUUUUGUGCGGCAUUUAGAGCGUGAUAAAAUUGGUUUUAAGGAGUGAAAGACGUAUUAAUCGAUGCUUUAGGGAGUAUUUUAGCUGGUGUGCACGGAAUUUUAUCUAUUUUUUAGUUAAGUGUUGUGUUUUUCUAUCAUUGAAACAUGGAUGACAGCAGCAUCGCCAAACCCCAUGACAUAACCUCACAAAUGGUAAUCAAACCGAACGAGAAGCAGCAGUGCUUCGAGACACAUGGCAAAGAUGUGACUGUUGUGGGUUUUUCCGGAAAGCACGAUCAUGGCAGUUCAAAGGUAAAGCUGAAAAAUAUUGUUGAUUACAAAUGGGAGGUGAAAAAUUACUCGGGAAGAUUGAUAGCCAUCCAUUUGGAUGGUAAGCACAUUGCGUAUAGUAUCAAGGUGAAUAACCAUGGAACAGCAGAGGGAAUGGUGAGGGUGGUUAAUGUUCAGAGUGGUCAGAGGGCUUUGAUCAAGGGAAUGGCCAAUGAAGUUUUGGACCUUCAAUUUGCCUAUUUGGAGUCACAAAUCAUCCUGGGCUGUAUCGAUGAGGCUUCCCUCUUUAUCCAUCGCAUUGAGACACUGUCUGAGAAAUUGGCUGUGGUGCUUCUGCUGAAGAUUCAGGACACCCUUGUGGCGCACGAUAGUAAAUACGAUAAAGUGGCAUGGUGUCCGUCAGUGCCACAGAGCAAGGAUGAUGUUGAUGAAUAUGCCAGUCAGUUGCUGGUUUGGGCUAGAGGAAGUCAAUUUCAGUGCUAUAGCAUUAAUGCUGUACUGGAUGCCUAUGGGACGGGUAUCCAUGAAGCUGCUGAUAUCUCGGAUGGAAGUAUCAAGUUUCAGGAAAAUUCCAAAAUCAUCACCUACGCCAUGUUCUCGCCCGAUGGUACGACUUUGGGUGUGAGCAGUGAUGAUGGCUCCAUUGAUUUCUACCAGAUUUACCUGCAUCUCAAGGAUACUAGCCCAAGGCGUCUGCAUCACUGGAAGCCACACAAUGGCAAAGUUGUGACGAGCUUCUUCUUCCUGGAUAAUCACACGGAAUUCACCUCAAAUAAUACAUUCUGGAAGCAUGCAAUCACCGGAGCUGACAACAAUACAGAAUUCAAAGUCUGGCGAUGUGAUACCUGGACAUGUAUUCAAACUGUCACCUUCAAGUCCUCCUGCAGUGAUUUUCCGCUGAAUCUAAAGGCGGAAAUUGACAAGACAUCAUCGUACCUGAUGAUCUCAGACACGAUCAAUCGCGGUCUCUAUGCACUGCAGAUUGUCAAGACCAUCAAAGAUGACGACUCAGUAUCUGAGGAGAAUGGUGAGAAGAAGGACAAAGGAGAAGGAGGGGCAAGCAGCAAUAUCAAUUCAAUUGCCUACAUCAAAUCCAUCACGGAAUUUCCCAUGUCAUCGCCAAUUCUCAGUUUUGGGAUUGUCGAUGCAGCUCUCCGGAAGUACAAGUGUGGAGUGACAGAUGCCUACUUGAUUGACGAAAUGGAUGACUAUGAUGAGGAAAAUAAUGCCCUCUAUUGUGUGGUUAUCCAUAUGUUCCUCGUACAGCCAAAAAGUGUCCAGGAAUGUCAUGUUCUCUACCAACCCACCUUGGCCAUUGACUCCCAAAUGGGCAGUACGCUCAAUCUGCAACCUGGUGAAGUGUCCGAAGAUGAGGGUAUUAGAGAUGACGAGCAGAUUCCAGAGAAGGAAUUCAAAUCGAUCAUCUCACCAAAACCAACAAAUUCUCUCAAUCUCAGUGGUGGAUUUGGUCAGAAGCAAUCAUCUCAGCUCAAUUUAAUGACACCGGAUUCCUUCCAUUCGCCCGGAAAGAAGGACAAUGUGCCUGAUGGUGUGAGUGAAGUUGUAAUGUCAGCCAUUCGAAUGCUAGCAGCUUCAACGACAUCACCUGACCAGAAAAAUCUCCUAGCACUCGUGAAUAGUGAAGAAGUACCACGAACCCAUUCAUUCCUCCGUGAUUUACCAGCACCACCGACAGAAAUUCUGGCCAGUGGUGGUUCCAGUCCAAGUCGAGAGGUUGAAAAAAUUCUGUCACUCAACAAGGAAGACUGCCUUAGUCAGUACUUUGAUGAUGCCGAUGCUGGAGACGAAGAGGCGGAGGACAAUGCAGUGGCAUCGCAAACACACCAAGAUGAGACAAAAAAUGACUGGCCUAAAGUGCCAAAUGUUCAGCAUAUUUCACAAAUGCCCACAGAAAUUCUCACAGAUACCAAUACAACAGCCAGGAAUAUUGAGAAGAAACUGGACAGGAUGAUGCAAUUGAUGUAUCAGCAAAAGAAUAAAAUUGAGCAACUUGAAGGGGAAUUGCAGCAUCUCAAGAAGAAUCAGAUAAAUGGCGAUGGAAUUGACUAUAAAAUGUUAUCGGAGAAUCUCGAAGGGAAUAUGCAGCAAUUGCUAGAAAACUACCUACAGAGAGUGGAUAGGCAGCAUUCGGUGAAAAUUGAGAGUCUUUUGGCUGAGAGAGCUAGUGAAAUUCGUGAAAUACGUGAAGCACUUCUGCACUCCUUCAAUCAGGCCUUCGUCAAUCAGAUCACAGAGAAGCUAAGUGCAAUCCUUCUGGUUGAACUGAAGCAUCAACUAAUGCCAGUACUUUCCAACAAAGCUGAAUCCUUAGUGAUGGAGAUUGGACAGAAGAGUGAUCAUCUUUUGCGGGAGACAAUUUCAAAAGUUUGCACUAGUAAACAAAUUGUGGAUUCCUUUGCAAAUGCCACCCUAAGGGGUGUUCAGGGUAUCUUCCAGACCACAUUUACCGAGACACUCACAAAAACACUCAUUCCGGCCUUCGAGAGAGCCACACAGGAAAUGUUCCGUCAGAUCAAUAGCACCUUCACAGUUGGUAUUACCAAAUUUGUGCGUCAGCUGGAGAUUUACAUGAUGCAACAGCAACCGAUUCAGGAGAAGAGUGAUGAGACCAAUAAACUCGUUAAGGGACUUCCGGAACAACUCAAAGUGGCUAAUUACAAAAUGAUCAACAGCUGCACUGCACAGAUUAUUCAGGACCUCAAUAAGGACUUCAAAUCGCUGCAGAUGAACCUGCUAAAAACCAUCAAGGAGUGCAUAAAAAAUGAGAUGCAAAAGAGUUUUGAGACACAGGCAGCUAACCUAGAGGAUUCAGUGCUGUCUGUGGUGAGAUCCCAAACACAGACUCCGAGUAUUUUCGAUGUUCAGGAGAAAAUUAAGAUACUCCUGGGUCAGGGAUCGAUAAACAAAGCCUUCCAUCAGGCUUUAAUUGCCAAUGAUCUGACCUUGGUGGAAUUUGUGAUCGACAAGGCGGACUACAAGACUGUCUUCAAUCCCUGCCCGUUGGAACAGACUGUACUUCUGUCGCUCAUCCAGCAAAUUACAGCAGAUAUGAGUAGCUACAAUGACGUCAAGCACAAGUAUCUGUCGGAGGCUGUUAUGAAUUUGAACCUGAAGGAUAUCAUAACCAAGGAACAUGCUCCGAGUGUCAUGAGGGAAUUACAUCAAAAUUGCCAGACCUACAUUGCUGCCAAUCCCAACAGUCAUCUCUGUGCUGGUCUCAGGAUGCUCCUAAUGGCCAUUCAGGGAUUGGGAUUCAAGAUAGCCUGAUUUUAAUUUACUCCAACUCCAUUAUAAUCCAUGUUUCGCUUCGAUUGCAUAAAAAUAUGUACCAUUUUUUACACUACACACUUUUAUGGAGUCCAAAUUUAGGCAGAAAAGAACAAAAACAAAUAAAAAAUUGAAAAUCUUUUCAAAAUUA
Phlebotomus papatasi is the source of this 3764-nucleotide messenger RNA. It is a transcript of the gene Ge-1, whose product is annotated as enhancer of mRNA-decapping protein 4 homolog. The transcript is spliced from 4 exons. Lineage: Eukaryota; Metazoa; Arthropoda; Insecta; Diptera; Psychodidae. Gene Ontology annotation, molecular function: protein binding. Gene Ontology annotation, cellular component: P-body. Bases 200 to 3613 code for a protein of 1137 amino acids. The record is from RefSeq and is a predicted model, not a curated record. Gene Ontology annotation, biological process: deadenylation-independent decapping of nuclear-transcribed mRNA.